Vigna angularis (adzuki bean) is the source of this 3689-nucleotide messenger RNA. RefSeq names its product disease resistance protein RPV1-like. The transcript has 5 exons. NCBI's taxonomy places the organism in Eukaryota, Viridiplantae, Streptophyta, Magnoliopsida, Fabales, Fabaceae. Bases 177 to 2690 code for a protein of 837 amino acids. Gene Ontology annotation, molecular function: ADP binding. Gene Ontology annotation, biological process: defense response; signal transduction. The record is from RefSeq and is a predicted model, not a curated record.
UAGUUAGAUAAAAAUUCAAAUGUGACUUAACUGUUAUAUGUGUUAACAUUGUAUUUAACAUUUAUGAAUAAAAGAUUAAAACUAUAUAACUGUUAUAAGAUGUAUUCACUCCUUCACUGUCUAGCAGUAUUAGUUUCUCUUUCUAACUCUUCCUGACCUCUCAUCAAUUCCUUUCCAUGGAUAACGCCUCCUCAUCCUACAAACUCCCACGGAGGUAUGAUGUGCUCAUCAACUUCUAUGGAGAAGACAUCCACAGAAAAUUUGUUUCUCAUCUCAAUUAUGCCCUCUCUACUGUUGGUCUCACCACUUUCCUUCACCACAACAAUGCAGUGAAGUCAACUCACAUCCAAGAACCUAUUCUCAGCCACUGUCGGGUAGCAAUUGUUGUUUUCACCCAAACCUAUUCUCAAUCUGCUUGGUGUCUUAAUCAGCUUCAACAAAUCAUCAAAUGGCACGAAACUUAUUGUCGACAUGUCCUGCCCGUAUAUUAUGAAAUCCAACCAUCUGAUGUACGUCUUCAGAACGGUUACUUUGGAAAAGAAUUGAAGGCAACUGCAAAACGAACAUUUUCAAGACAAGAACUGGAGCAUGGCAUGUCCAGGUGGAGCCAUGCACUCACCAAAGCUGCAAAUUUCUUUGGAUGGGAUGAGAGCAAUCACAGGAGUGAUGCUGAACUAGUGGAGAAAAUUGUUCAGAGCGUUCUUAAUUUACCAGUCUUGUCUGCUACUAAAUUUCCAGUUGGAUUACAAUCCCACGUGGAAGAUCUUAUUCGAACUAUCAAAAAUAAAUCCACUGAAGUUUGUAUGAUAGAGAUAUGUGGAGAGGAAGGAUCAGGUAAAACCACUCUUGCCAAAGCCAUCUACAAUCAAAUUAAUUGGACAUUCAAGGAGAAAAUUUUCAUUGAAAGUGUUUCAACAGUUUGCGGAAUAAGACAAGAUCUUCGUUUACUAGAAAAACUUCUUUUAGAUGUCCUAAAACAAAAGGUGGAGAUUCCUAGCAUUGAUGUGGGAAGAAGUAUGAUUCGGGAAAGACUUUCUGGGAAAAGGAUGCUCAUUGUACUUGACAAUGUUUCUAACUUUAGUUUAUUAGACAGAUUGGAUUGUCAUAAAUGGUUCGUUGAAGGAACUGUUAUAAUCCUUACAUCAACAUAUAAAGAACCGCUGAGAGAAGGUAAUUCUGUCUUUUGGGUAGAGCAAAUGAACGAAAAGGAGUCCCUUGAGCUUCUUAGUUGGCACGCAUUUAGAGAACCAAAACCAAAAGAAGAAUACAAAGACCUUGCAAGAAGAGUAGUUAGUUAUUGUGAAGGACUACCACUAGCUCUUGAAGUCGUUGGAAGUACUUUAUUUAAAAAGACGAAAGAAGAAUGGCACAGUUUAUUGUUUAAAUUUGCGAUAGUUGGCAUGUUUCAUGUUCCAGAGAUAAUAAAAGUAAGCAUCGAAAGUUCACUGAAUGAAAUGGAAAAAGAUAUAUUCCUUGAUGUAUGUUGUUUCUUUGUUGGUAAGAGCAGAACCUAUGUAAGGAAGAUCCUAAAUGGCUGUGGAGUAGACGCUGAUAUUGGAAUAAGAGUUCUCAUGGAGCGUAACCUCAUCAAAAUUAACAAGAACAACAAAUUUGGAAUGCAUCCUUUGCUACAAGAAAUCGGAAUAAGAAUUAUUCGUGAAAAUUCAGGAAAGGAUCUUGGGAAGAACAGGCGACUGUUGUUUGAUAAUGAUGCAAAUUAUGGGACAGAAGCCCUGCAGUGGUUGCCUGUGAAACUGCCUUCACUCAGUUGUGUACAAGCGACUGUAAAUUCUGAGUACCUUCUUAAGAAACUAAGAUGGAUCAGUUCGUAUGGGCUUUCUUCAGAAUAUCUACCAAAGAACUUUUAUUGGGAUGAUGCAACAGCGAUUGAUUUAAAACGCAGUCUUCUUCGAUUUCUCUGGAAAACACCCCAGGUUUUGAGAUCGCUAAAAGUCCUUAACCUCAGUCAUUCCAAGUAUUUAACUAUAACCCCUGACUUUACCGGAUUACCAAGUCUUGAACACCUCAUUUUCAAAUAUUGUUCAAGAUUGCUCAAAGUACACCGAUCUAUUGGAUCACUCAACAGUCUUAUACUGCUAAAUUUGAAAGACUGUACAAGUCUAAACAAUCUUCCAAAAGAGAUAUAUGAGUUGAAAUCUUUAAGAACUCUCAUUCUCUCUGGUUGUUCGGAGAUUCACAUAAUGGAUAAAGAUAUAGCAAAGUUGAAAUCCUUGAUAACUGUAAUUGCUGAAAAUACAGCUGUCAAACAUGUGCCUUUUUCAAUUCUAAGCUCAAAAGGCAUUGGGUAUAUGUCCCUACGAAGAUUUGAGGGAUUAUCUCAUAAUCUUUUUCCUUCUAUCAUUCGGUCUUGGAUGUCACCAACAAUGAAUCCCAUUUCUUAUAUUCAUUCGUUUUGCAUGGAUAUGAUGGAUAAUACGAUUGAUAUUGCACCAUUGCUUAGCACCCUUGCAAAUGUUCGAAGUGUUUUGUUAGCAUGUGACACCGAAUUUCAAUUAUCUAAGGAAGUGACAAAUAUUUUGGUUGAAUAUUUUACGAAUAUUACAGAAUCAGGAAUUUCAAAGAAGCACUUCAGGUGUUCUUUGAAUGGUGUUGGAGCAUACCAUCAAUUCUUCAAUGCUGUCAGCGAUAACAUAUAUGAGUUAGAAGGGCUUCGAUCAUUGAGGAGGUGAUUGUUGUUAUGAUUGACCAAGAUUGUGCGACCGUGAAUGAUUGGUGCACGUGCUAGAGUCACUGAUGGUCGCUAGCUAAGACUUGCAGCUGAUUCGUUGGUCAACAUGGUGAAGAAAGACUGACGUUUGACUAAGCAUAGGCAUUUAAGAAACGCAAAGGGUUAUGCCUAGCCAUUCGACUUUUGUGCUACCUACCCUUGGAACUUGUUUGUUUGAAAUUGUUACCAUUGGGAGAAGAGUGUGAUGCUUUGAAUCCUGUGUUUGUUAGUGUAUGCAACGUUAGGAUUCUUUGGGCCAUUGGAUGCAACUUGAUUUGAUAGUAGAGGAUGAAUGAUAGGAAAGGUCCUCAGGCUAUAAAUAGGGGUGGACCUAGUCUAUUAUUUUCACCUCUCAUCAUGUACUAAUAAUCAAAAUUGAUCGUUCAUCGUACUAAGAUAAUAAUGUUAAGUGUUCGCCUUUUUUCAUCCGAGGAGUCUUCUGGAGAAAGUGGCAGAGGGUACGUGGAUGAUGUUUCGUCUUCUAGGCUCGGUUGGCAGUGCAUCUAUAACUGUAAAUAUAAAGAAUUUCGGGUAUGUGACUCGCUUUUGUUGGGGCCAAAAGUUGAUUGAUUGUGUUGAGUAGUCAUACAUUGAUACGAGUGCUGACAUGAUCACCUUACAUGUUUGCAAAGGGAAUGAGCGAGUUUUUCAUUGACCACUAGUGUAGAAAAGGCUUUUAUCGUCUAUUAUUUUGGGUUUUUGGCUGAUCCCUCUCUGAUGUCUUAUUGGGUGAUGUCAAUGGGACGUCGAAUCCUACAAGGGACUUUAAAAGAUGUCGGCUCCCCCCAAUCGGAGGUCUAUAGAGACGUCAGAUCCCCCCAGCAGACGCCAUACGAGACGUCGACUCCCAUCAUAUCCGACGUCUACGGGUGCUGAGCAACGGUUGCUCGUACUGAGCGCAAAAAACCCUGGAAUUGGCACUAGAAGCCAUUUGACAUCUUUCUAUACACUAACCGACGUC